Talaromyces atroroseus is the source of this 1608-nucleotide messenger RNA. RefSeq lists its product as hypothetical. Gene Ontology annotation, molecular function: monooxygenase activity; iron ion binding; oxidoreductase activity, acting on paired donors, with incorporation or reduction of molecular oxygen. The coding region runs from base 1 to 1608 and encodes 535 amino acids. The transcript is spliced from 5 exons. NCBI's taxonomy places the organism in Eukaryota, Fungi, Ascomycota, Eurotiomycetes, Eurotiales, Trichocomaceae. The record is from RefSeq and is a predicted model, not a curated record.
AUGGCGUCGUCCUUCCUACCACGCGCUGUCCACUUCGUCAAGGAAAACGCGGUCUGGCCUGGGUGCCUCAAUCUCAUCGUGGGUCUAGUACUCGUCACUGGCCUCGCUGUGUCCUUCAAGUUCGUCCAGAACUACUAUUCCUCUCCCCUCAAGUCCUUCCCAGGCCCUCUGUGCACCAACUUCACCGACCUCUGGCGCUAUUUCAAGACAGCUGGUGGAUCUGUCCAUCUAGUGCACGCUGACCUGCAUCGUAAAUAUGGGCCUGCUGUCAGAGUAGGGCCAAAUGCACUGAGUCUCUCGGAUCCUUCGCUUUUGAAGCUGGUCUACAACACCAAGAAUCCCUGGAAGAAGAGCAAUAUGUAUAAGGUGCAGGAGUCAGUGCGUCCAGAUGGAACUUCUCAGCCCAAUCUGUUCUCGACAUCAGAUGAAAAGUGGCAUGCAACGGUCAUGAGACCAGUCAGCUCAUAUCUCUCCUCCAAUAAAAGCGUGCUGAGUGUAGAGAAGUUCCUGGAUAAUUCCAUCGCCCUGUUGCUCAGAAUCCUGAAUGAGAAGUUUGUAAACACAGGACGGCCAUGUGAUAUUGCUGAUUGGUUCGUGAGAUUCUCCUGGGAUGCUAUGGGCGAUACCACUUUUGGUGCUCCCCUUGGGUUUCUCGACGGCUCUCUCAAAAAUUCAGAAGUGCUUCUACGUGACUCGGAUCGCGACUUUGAUUAUUUCGCCAAGACAUCACAAAUGCCAUGGCUCCACUACAUUCUGAAAACGAACAGAAUUGCGCGAGCUCUGCGUGCACCACAGCUCGAGUGGGCAGUCAAUCUCAGCUUCGGACAUUACAGCAAACGCCUCCAAAUGCGAACGCAGCAGCAGAAUGAAAAGCCAGAGACUAAAAUUCAACACGAUUUCCUCGACAAAUACCUCGAAGCACAGCAAAAGUACCCAGAGCUCAUCGACCACGGCCAAAUGAUCGGCUAUCUGUUGACAAACACCGUAGCCGGAAGUCACCCAGCCGCAUACACCCUUACUGCUCUGGUAUACUACGUCCUCAAGACCAAGGGCGUAUACGAGAAGAUCGGUGACGAACUUGCAUCUGUCGGUUUACUUGGCUUUUCCGAGCCAGUCAGCUACAAGCAAGCAAAAAGUCUCGUGUAUCUCGAAGCCGUGAUCCGUGAAGCAAUCCGCAUCCACCCCGGCUUCUCCCUCAUUCUGGAACGCGAAGUACCCGCAGAACUAGGAGAAUCCGGAGAAAAAGGCAAUGGUCAUAGCGGCCUCGUACUUCCAGACGGCAGAUUUGUCCCAUCCGGCACUAUUGUUGGGAUGGAUGCAUGGGUCAUCAAUCGUAACGAGGAUAUAUUCGGACCAAACCCCGACUCAUUUGUCCCCGAACGCUGGCUCCCGUUUCACGAUGAAAGACGUGAUUUUGCUGAAUAUAGACUAAAGAAGAUGUUCAACACCGUGCUCUCAUUCGGUAUGGGAGCACGGAUCGAGCUCGUGAAUCCCGACAAAGAGAUGAAAAUCACCAAUUCCUGGACUCUGCGUACGGAGGAUGUGGAAUUGGUCCUGCGCCGCAACCAAUCUAAUGCGAAAGUGAGACAAGCCCUGUGUUUGAAAUGA